This is a messenger RNA of Hordeum vulgare subsp. vulgare (domesticated barley), 847 nucleotides long. RefSeq names its product heavy metal-associated isoprenylated plant protein 20-like. Bases 102 to 557 code for a protein of 151 amino acids. Lineage: Eukaryota; Viridiplantae; Streptophyta; Magnoliopsida; Poales; Poaceae. The transcript has 3 exons. The record is from RefSeq and is a predicted model, not a curated record. Gene Ontology annotation, molecular function: metal ion binding.
UUUCCUUCGCCCACGGUUCUGUGCCCAAAGAACACUUCGCCUCGCCCUCCAAACACCAGACGAGUACAACAACGCUUGAUCGCUUGUAGUUGUGUGAGAUCAUGGGCGCCUUGGAUCACCUCUCUGAUUUGUGCAGCAUGACGGAGACAAAGGAAUCCCUCAAGCUCAGGAAGAAGCGGCCACAGCAGACGGUGAACAUCAAGGUGAAGAUGGAUUGCGAGGGCUGCGAGAGGAGAGUCAAGAACGCCGUCAAAUCGAUUCGGGGUGUGACGAGCGUGGCCGUGAACCCCAAGAUGAGCAAGGUGACGGUGACGGGGCACGUGGAGCCGCGCAAGGUGCUGGAGCGGGUGAAGAGCACCGGGAAGGCGGCGGAGAUGUGGCCGUACGUCCCCUACACGCUCGCCACCUACCCCUACGUCGGCGGUGCCUACGACAAGAAGGCACCGGCGGGCUUCGUCCGCAGCGCACCGCAGGCCAUGGCCGACCCCGCGGCGCCUGAGAUCCACUACAUGAACAUGUUCAACGACGAGGACGUCAACGCCUGCACCGUCAUGUGAUCUGAUGAUCUUAAUCACCGCCUCUUUCUACUCUAGCCAACCGGCCGCCGAACGAAAAUACAUGCUUGAUAUGUCUUCAUACAUCACAAAGACUGUGUGUCUGUGUCUAUGUACAUAUACGUUUUCUAGCUCGGGAGAAAGCGAUACCAAGAAGACGAGCUUGUGUGCGAACAGCGAAUAUACAAAGAGCGAAAGUCUGAUAUGCAUAGUGAAGCACGCCGUUUUUCGAGUAAAUUACGAGUUAUGUUGUGAUUGAAUGGUUUGGAAGGCAGUGAUAUCUUAACCCAUCA